Molecule: messenger RNA, 1782 nt
Organism: Periconia digitata
Lineage: Eukaryota; Fungi; Ascomycota; Dothideomycetes; Pleosporales; Periconiaceae
Source: the annotation of a GenBank genome assembly
CAGUUUUUCAAGAAUGCUACUGUUCGAGAUGCGUACAUAUUUGUUGCUGGCCAGGCCGCCGUUCUGGGGCAUCCACCCCAACAGCCCGAUUUUCCCCCAGCUUCGACCUCCAGAAUGGCGGAGAACAUGUGGCAGGCGUCAUCUCCGCAUGCUACCGGCAACUCCACACCCGCAAUGAGAUCCGACGAAGGAAGUAUGUCUGAGAAGCCUGUUGGGCGAACUCUGAAAGACCAGCACGAGGAGAAUCAUCGUAAAAGCAGCUGGUUUGAUGCCCAUCGCCCCUCCCAGCUUCCCCGGCCAGACGGAAAACGCGAGCUCAGGGAGAAAGAUUGCUGGGAUCAGCUGGCAUACUCAUGGCCCAAAUGGAAGAAAGCCAUGUACCUUGCUUCAAUUGCUGGGAUUCAGAUUUCCAUGAAUUUCAACACAUCCGUGUUUCCCAGUGCCAUCAACCCCAUCUCAGAGCAUUUUGGCGUGAGCGCACAGAAGGCGCGUGUCGGUCAAAUGAUCUACCUUGUUGCUUACAGCUUUGGCUGCGAGUUAUGGGCUCCGUGGAGUGAGGAGUUCGGGCGAUGGCCAAUCUUACAGCUGAGUCUGUUCUUCAUCAACAUUUGGCAAAUUCCAGCAUCUGUAGCGCCGAAUUUUGCAACGAUAAUAGUCUGCCGAGGCCUUGGUGGUCUGUCUACUGCCGGAGGAAGUGUGACGCUUGGCCUUGUCGCAGAUUUGUACGAGCCUGAAAAUCAACACUGGCCGUUACUAUUCGUCGUUCUGUCCUCUACCAUCGGAACCAGCAUCGGUGGCGUCAUUGGUGGCCCCAUCGAGCGUUUCCUGACGUGGAAGUGGAAUUUCUGGAUCCAACUUAUCUUUGGAGUUGUCGUGCAGGCAGUCCAUUUCUUCAUGCCCGAAUCACGUUCCACCAUCCUCAUCGACCGUGAAGCCAAGCGUCGCCGCAAGACAGGCGAGGACGAUAACAUCUGGGGACCAAACGAGCUCAAAUCUCCUCGUAUCUCUUUGAAGGAGGCCGGGAAGAUCUGGCUUCGUCCGUUCGAAAUGUUCGUCCGCGAGCCAAUCGUCCUGUUUCUAUCACUUCUUUCUGGAUUCUCCGACGCACUCAUCUUUACAUUCCUCGAAGCUUUCGCUAUUACUUUCCCUGAAAACUUUGGAUUUGGAACCCUGGCGACCGCAUGGGCUUUCAUCCCGAUCAACGCGAGUUACUUUUUCACGUAUUUUCUGUACUGGCCAUGGUUUUGGCGAGACGAACAUAUGCGCAAGAAGAAUGGUCCUGACUUCUAUUCCCCUGAGCGUCGCCUCAAGCCACUUUUGCUUCUCGCACUCUUCGAACCGAUCGGCCUCUUUGGGUUCGCGUGGACAUGUCAAGGACCUCCCACGACACAUUGGAUCGCACCUAUGAUCUUCUCGUUCCUGGUCGGCCUAGCCAACUUUGCGAUCUACUACUCUUCAGUAGAUUACAUGAUUGCCGCAUACGGACCUUACUCUGCUUCUGCAACUGGCGGCAACGCUUUCGCACGAGACUUCCUUGCUGGUAUUGCUGCAAUGUAUGCGACGCCGUUGUAUACCAAUCUCAGUGACUCCAGGCCAUCAGAAUAUGCAACCACUGUCCUGGCGUGUUUGUCUUGUAUAGGCAUCAUACCUAUCUACAUAUUCUAUUGGAAGGGGCCUCAGAUUCGCAAGGCCAGUAAGUUUGCUUCUAUGCUGGCUGAGGAUAGGAAAGCGGAGGGUGUCAAGAGGUUGAGUAAAGCGGAAAACAUGCCAUAUCCCGCAUAA